Molecule: messenger RNA, 729 nt
Organism: Salvia splendens (bonfire salvia)
Lineage: Eukaryota; Viridiplantae; Streptophyta; Magnoliopsida; Lamiales; Lamiaceae
Exons: 1
Coding region: 92-463 (123 amino acids)
Source: RefSeq, a predicted model, not a curated record
UAAACACUCAAUCAUUCAUCCAUUUCUCCCUAUAAAUUCAUCCCAUUUCCCACCACUCCCACCCCUCCAGCUUCAUCCCCAUUUUCUUACAAUGGCAGAAGAGUUCGACGAAUCCGAGGUUGUGUUUAGCUUUUGCGACGAGGUCGGCGGCGGCGGCGGCGAUUUCCAGUUGAAUUCGAAGGAAUUCAAGAGGAAGAAGAUGAAGACGAGUGUGAAGAAGCAGAAGUCGACGGUUCCGGUGAGUAUCCCGGAGAACGUGUCGUGGCUGCGGUACGCGGACCCCGAUUUGGAAGACUGCGGCGGCGGAGAGAUGGUGCCGCCGCACGUAAUCGUGGGGCGGCGCGUGGCCGGGAAGAUGAUGGCCUUCUCCGUUUGUACGGGAAACGGGAGGACUCUCAAGGGACGGGAUUUGAGCCAAGUCCGUAAUUCCAUUCUCCGCCUCACCGGCUUUCUCGAAACGUGACGAUUGAGAAUUUAAAUUAAUUCAUUUAAAUUUUAUGUUUUUUUUAUUGUUUUUGGGAUCCAUUCUUGUCAGAAAUUAGACGUUGAUUAUAGUGAUUGUCGGGAUUUCCAAGAAUUGUGUCCGUUUGUUGUAAGAAAAAUGGAAGAAGGAAAAAUAUUGAAAAUGAAAUACAAGGGAUGGGAUACCCUGAUGUGGUGGGGAGCACAGCAGGAGAUGCUGCCUCUCACAGCAAAUUUUUUAAUAAUAAAUUUGUAUUAUUAAAAAAA